AUGCGAUUAUAAAUCCGCACACACUUCCGCCUAGUUUUCCCUCCUCCUCUCCCAAAAAUAAAUCAACGACACUAGACUAGUCCCAAUUCUAGUCAGUCUCCAUCGAGGGUGACUCGGACCACCAACCUCCCCGAUCGCAAUCAAGCCCACCACGCAUCGCAACGGCCGUGCCCACUACUAUAUAUCUCAACACUACAGUACAGCAGGGAAUUUUCCAGCCCAGAAACCCCCAGAAUCGCAAACGACAACCAUCGGGUGUCACCUCUAAACCUCCCACAAACCACAAACCUAUACACAAAUCAAUCAAAAUGGGCACCCUCAGUAGAUCCGCCAUCAUCGUCAUCGUCAUCGUCGCCUGUCUCGCCGUCGUCGCGUUGGGCGCCGCCCUCUUCAAGACCUACGGCGGGCCCGAGAAGGAGCGGCCCUACAACUUCUCCCGCGAGCAGGAAUCCUACAUGCGCUCCGUGCGCUUAAAGAAUCUGGGCUUCUUCCAGCGCGAGUCCAUGAUGGGGUACCCCGGGGCUGGUGGCGGUGGUGGUGGUGGUGGUGGGAAGGGCCCUGCGGCGUCGGUCGUCCGGGAUGUGGAGUCGGGAUAUUCGGAGAAUGAUUCGUCGCAUUACUAGUUUCCGUCUUUUGUUGGCACCACUUUUCCGGAGGGUUCCGGAUCUCGCUUCGAUGAGGACGAUACGAUACCAUUUUGCGAGUCCCUCAAGGAAAAAAGCUAUUUGUGAAGCGCGUGGAUAUUGUAUGAAUUGACGAUUAUGGGGGUUCUUUUCUUUGAUUUGCUCAAACCAUUCGGGGUUUUAUACUACCACUUCUGCUGGGUCUGAUU
Messenger RNA from Aspergillus brunneoviolaceus CBS 621.78, 832 nucleotides. RefSeq lists its product as uncharacterized. NCBI's taxonomy places the organism in Eukaryota, Fungi, Ascomycota, Eurotiomycetes, Eurotiales, Aspergillaceae. The record is from RefSeq and is a predicted model, not a curated record. The coding region runs from base 309 to 623 and encodes 104 amino acids. The transcript has 2 exons.